This is a messenger RNA of Lindgomyces ingoldianus, 1465 nucleotides long. RefSeq names its product thiolase. Bases 128 to 1432 code for a protein of 434 amino acids. NCBI's taxonomy places the organism in Eukaryota, Fungi, Ascomycota, Dothideomycetes, Pleosporales, Lindgomycetaceae. Gene Ontology annotation, molecular function: acetyl-CoA C-acetyltransferase activity. Gene Ontology annotation, biological process: fatty acid beta-oxidation. The record is from RefSeq and is a predicted model, not a curated record. The transcript is spliced from 3 exons.
CCGACGUCCACUCGUUCAAUAAGCAGUUUCCGCAUUCCGCCAUGUGACAAGCACUCUUCGACUCGCAAGAGUCUCUGCUUCACUGUUUGCACACUCCUGCAGAUCAUAUCCCUCCUUUCUAUGAACCAUGUCCACAUCAGCCCUCCUUUCCUCAAUCAGAAUGGCCUCCCGUCCCCAGCAGCGUCUCGCUUCACUACAACGACAAUUCAGCACCUCACGGCCUGCGAACAGGGAGGUCAGGGAUGCCUAUAUUCUGAGUGCUUCGAGGACACCUACCGGCGUUUUCAAUGGAUCCUUUACCACAGUCCCAGCCCCGCAACUUGGCGCCAUAGCCAUCAAAUCCGCCGUCGAGAAAUCGAAAGUGCCCAUUUCCUCCAUAGACGCUGUAUACAUGGGCAAUGUGCUAAGCGCAGGUGCGGGUCAAGCUCCUGCUCGACAAGCUGCCAUUUUCGCUGGUCUGCCUACUAAUAUCGAGGCUACUACGGUCAACAAGGUGUGUGCCUCUGGUCUCAAAGCUGUUACCAUUGCCGCGUCGACAAUCCAACUAGGCCUCGCGGAAGCACAGGUUGCUGGAGGGUUUGAGAACAUGACGCGAGUGCCAUAUUACCUCAGCCGAGCAAGCCAACAGCCUCCAUUUGGCCACCAGAAACUGGAAGAUGGAUUGAUCGGCGAUGGACUGUGGGAUGUAUAUAACCAGAUCCACAUGGGCAAUUGCGCGGAAAACACGGCCAAGAAGUUCGAAAUAUCAAGAGAAGAACAGGACGAAUUCGCCAUCUUAACAUACAAGCGUGCACAAGAAGCCUGGAAGGCUGGACAAUUCAAAGACGAAAUCGUGCCCGUAACCGUCAAAUCUCGGAAGGGCGAGACGAUUGUAUCAGAAGACGAAGGCUACAACAAGCUCAAAUUAGAAAAGGUUCCCACAUUGAAGCCCGCCUUUGUGAAAGACGGCAGUGGCACUGUAACAGCGGCCAACAGCUCUGCAUUUAGCGACGGCGCAUCAGCCCUCGUACUCGGAAGCAAGGAAAUAGCACAGCAAUAUGGGAAAGACAGUCGGGUUCUCGCACGCAUCAUCACCUACGCUGAUGCUGCCAUUGAUCCGAUCGACUUCCCCAUCGCCCCUGCUUCCGUAGUCAAGAAACUGCUUUCCCAAUCAGGGCUUUCCAAAUCCGACAUCGCCGUCUGGGAAUUCAACGAAGCGUUCGCUGCUGUCAUAAAAGCGAAUGCCAAGAUCCUCGGUCUGGGUGUUGACAAGGUAAACCCCCGAGGCGGCGCCAUCGCCUUAGGCCAUGCGCUCGGCAGCUCAGGGAGCCGGAUAUUGGUAACACUGUUGCAUCAACUGGAAGUUGGACAAUAUGGUGCUGCAGUGAUUUGCAACGGAGGUGGUGCGGCGACGGGCAUUAUUGUACAGAAACUGAGUCCGAGUGACCUCUAGUGACUAUGUAGAAAGUGGAGCUGAUUACCUACA